CAUCUCUCAUUAACUCCCUGCCACACUCAUCCACAUUCUUCUCUUCUCAUCACAGUCCUCUCAUCUCAACCUGUCAUUAACAUGCUGACCGUACCUCCGAAUCCCCCUUCGGUCCCGCCUGGUCCAACGGCAACCGAGGGUGUAGCAGCUAUGAUGCCUGUCGCCAACAUAACACUCGAAGACGCCUUGCUUGACAACCCCAACUUCCGAGCCAACAUCAAGCUGUUUGAGGGCCAGGUCUUUUUUAUCGAAAGCUGGCUCACAGCGUUGCAACGAUCCAUGAACCAGUUCACAGAGGAAUGGGAACGCCUGAAUGAAGUCACUUCCGUCCUCAACAAGCGGGCCGAGGUUCCGCUUUUGUCCCAGAGCAUGCUGAGUUCACAAUAUACAAUUCCUGCUAUGAAGCUGACAGGCGACGCAUUUCGGACAACGCUGGCCCUCAAAAACAAAUACAUCUCUGAGGUAAACGAACAGGUGCUGAAGCCAUUGGACGACUUUCUCAAAACGGAUCUCAAGGAGUUCAAGGAAUCGAAAAAGGUCUUUGACAAGGCUCUGGAAAAGUACGAGAGCACCCUUGCCAAAUACAACGGACAGAGCCGACAAAAGGAACCCAGCGCACUCAGAGAGGAAGCAUUUCAGCUCUACGACACCCGCAAGGCCUAUAUCCAAGCAGCCAUGUCUUGUUCGAUGCUCUGUAUCAAGUUUCAGGAUGCAUUGGAUCAGCUAGUCCUUGGUGUGUUUCUGGACCUGAUCGCCACUCAACACGAUUACUUUUCAGGCAAUGCGGAUCAUUUUGGAAGAAUGGCCUUACAGGUCUUGCAGUUGAAGACGUAUAUGAAGGGUCAUAAAGAUGCCAGCACUAUCACCCUGCAGGAACUAGAGCAGAGCAGGGAACGAUACACAGCCGACGCAAUUGAGUAUUGGAAGCCGAGUCGAUCCUUGAAGUGCUAUUCUAACAGUGUGCCUACACCAAAGUCGACGAUCGGACAUGCGGCUUUAGGGUCGGCCUUUGCUGCUCAGAUGGCAGGACAGAUGCCUUUGAACACACUCAUGGCACGACCUGCUACGAUAUCGCAGUUCUCGACCCCCGGCAAUAAUAACCGGCAGCCCAUUCCAAUACAGCAGCUUCAAGCACAGCCCUCCAUGCCCAAUCUCAGCGCAGCUGCAGUAGGACAGAAGCCAAGUAACACCGUUCUCGCACCCCUGGAAGGCGCCUCCGCCGCAGAUACCCUCUCCAUCAACACUGCGCUGCCCAGGAGUAAUAAUUCGUCAUCACUCUCGCUACCAAACUCUGUGAGCAACCUUCCGCUGUCAAAUUCCAGUUCUCCAACACAUAUCCCUCUCCCUCAGACGCAUCUCGGCUAUGGUACCCCGACAACCAAGCAAGGGUACCUCAACAUCCGGAUCCCUCAGCCCAGGAAUCGUGCUCCAGUAUGGCAACGCAAAUACUUCUUUAUUCAGGAAGGAGAGUUUGGCUUUGAGAGCGUCGUGUCAAAUCCGACAGUUGGAUCUCAGGUGGUACAGAGCGAAAGAAUUGCAGUCUUGUUGUGCGAGGUGCGGUAUGGAUCCUCGUCGGGCUCUUCGAUGGUUGUGAAUGGAGGCGGAAACCCCACUACCGGAAGUCAAGGGUUAGCUAUGGUCCAAAUGGAACGCCGAUUCUGUUUCGAAGUCGUCUGUGCAACCCAGUCUUAUUUGCUACAGGCAGAGGCGGAGGAUGAUUUGAUGAGCUGGGUCGAGACCUUUGAGGCUGCUAAGCGAGAUGCACUCUUGCAACAACAUCUCCCUCGACCCCAAGAGUCUGAUGAACCAUACUCGCCCAUACCCGACUCUGGCAAUUCGGGAUUUUCGUUUUCAGGCGAGAACUUGCUGGAAUCCGAGGCAGCGGCGCGCGAGAAAUCUAACAAUGACUCGGAAGAAUCCAAAUCUGCGGGACUGUUAGGGCUGGGAUGGGCUGUGAACGUUCCGGGCGUCAGUCUGCUUCUUGGAAACAACGCUGUGUCUAACAAGACCGGGUCUGGGACUGACUCAACAACCGUUGAUGGUGCGGACAACAAUGCAGAGGCAACAAAUCCAGCGGAUCAGUCCGAGACAAAGACCAGUGGAGAAGGACAGGGUACUACAGUCGAAACGGAUGUAUCUCUUCGCCCAUCUACAGUGGAAACGGAUGCCUCCGCCCAUGUGAGGUCCUGGUCCAUUGGCGACGUUCCUGCCGGUCCUGAGCAGCGUUCUGGACACACGCACCAAAUGUCGGAGAUCGAGAAGUUGAUGACAAGCACGCUUCAUCUGGUUCCCAGGACAACACCUCUUGCCGUCUCAGAAAUCCCUCACUACCCUAUGGAAUUGGUCGUGCGCAAUAGAGAAUUACAUCUGCGCUUCCAUGGAACCAAAGUCCAUUCCAAGGAAUACGUGCUCCAUUCGUGGACUAGCGGUUAUCUGGACGAUUCGCGUCCCGAUAAGCCGAUCAUGGUUUACGGUCGUGUCUUCUUGACACAAUCUGGAAUGUACUUUUAUGCGCGCGGACUGAGUGUGGAAACAAAACGGAUGUACCGGUUCUCGUCUAUUCGGGGUAUCGAGUGCGAGCAAAAAGACAUCUCGACAGAGUGGCGUAUCGAAACCAUGGAUGGCGUACAGCAUAUCUUUUCGCAAUUUACCCUGACAGACACUGAGUAUCAGGUACUGCAUCUAAUUUGGACGAACGUGCAUCAGGCCAAGGAUCGACUUCCCGUCAAGGAAUUGUUCAGGAGAACAAUGUUAAUUACGAGCAAACCCAAGGGAAGUGCUGGAUCGGGGUCGUUGGCGGAAACAGAGUCGAGCCAUUUGAUAACCCGCGAAGGGAGAAUAACACAUCCUUCAGGAAAUAGUGGGACAUCCGGAGCAGAGAGCAGGGAUACCGGCGAUGCGACUUCUGUCAGGGGCGAUGACGACGAUUGGAAUGACGUUGAUGAAGAACCUCCGGCUUCGGUGGAGCUGCCGUCUGGUCCUGCGGCAUGCAACUGCUCAGGCCAUAUGGAGAAGGUCGAGCUGGAACAAACCUAUGAUGUUUCGGCAAAGACAUUGAAUCACCUGCUGUUUGGUGACAAUAGUCCCGUAUGGAAGGAGUUUCAUGCUCGUCGCAAUAACAAAGUGCAAAGCGUUGGCGAGUGGACGGAGAAGGCUGGAGGGCACCGUGAGAGGAUCGUAAAGUUCCUGAUGGUUGUGAACAACCCGCUUGUGAAAUUGAACCAGGCGGACUGUGUCGAGACCCAGACCUGUGAAGUCGAUGAAGACUACAUUCGAUACUCUUACAUAAUCCGAUCCAAUGUCGCAGCGAUGCCAUACAGCGACGCAUUCACUCCAAUGAGUAGGUACUGCGUCACUUAUGUGGACAAGAACCGGAGCAAGCUGACCUGCUCUAGCGGUAUUGAAUGGCACAAGAACCCAAUGGUCAAAGCCAUGAUCAAGGGAGCAGUCUUCAAGGGUACUGCGGAGACGAUCAAGGAUAUUUCAGAAAUCCUGCAGCUGCACCUCGAACGUCGUGGUCAGGAGCGAAACCCCGCACGACCACCGCACUCGGCCCCUGCGACUGUCACUGGGGACAGACCUGGCAUGCAUGGUCGAACAGAGUCCUCGAAGAUCAUGAUUUCUUUAGAUGGUCCGGAUAAUGACGGACACAGCAUUCUAUUGAACCCGCAAGAUGGAAAUGCGGAUGUUGCAGCUGGUGCAGCAUUGGAUAGCCGUGUGCCAGGCGCCAGGCGUCAUACGGUCAGCACUGCAGCUGGUUCAGGAAAAGUCCACUAUUCUGGCGCUCGUGUUCAGGGUCAUUGGCCAACAGGAUCGCAGCCGUCAUUCGUACCAAUUGGAUCAAAGGAGAGCCGCACACGACUCCUGGGACGUCCUAGUCGGAGCACUCUGGUCGAAAAGGAAUCUCAAGACGCCAAGGCCAAGUCUAGGUCAGGUAGAAGCGCUGAGUGGAUCAAGAAGAACGUACUCGGGUUCGUUUACACGAAAGAUGAGAAAGAAAGGCGCGCGAUGUCUACGAAACUCCUCUAUUUGGUUCUUGUGGUCUCGUCUCUGAUCAACAUCUGGGCGGCGUACAACAGCCAGCGGAUGCUGGACACCGCAUGGAGAUUGAAGACAGGAUCGUUGACAGGCUACACCAGCCGAUUGAAGGGCUACCCGGAACCCCUGCAUCGUAUCUUCAGCCGAGAACACCAUGACGACUCUAUGUACCGUGAUGGACCCAAGAACGUUCGUGUUGCUGCCAGAGCUGUAUACCUUAAGGAUCUGGAGGAACAGAUGAUGAGCGGAGAGCUGGAUGGGUUUGACGAUGGGCAGACGAUUGAUCCAAAGUGCUUUGAUAUUUUUAUGGAGGCCCGAGACUCGUUCCGACCAUGGCCCCAGCCGCCUCUAGAGUGGUAUUCCGAUCAAAACGACAGUCAGGCCUCAUUUGAGGGCACAGCAACGUCUCUGGUACCUGUACAGCCCACAGCUGCAUCGCGCGCUUCAGUCUUCAGUCAGGAAGAGGAGGCUGCGACACGACACCCAUGGUUCCUACCCCACCAUCGUCGAUGGGCGACCAGAAUUAUUUUCCAGCGGGAUCGGGUUGGAAUCUUGAGACAUGAUCUUCUCGUGACUUUUGAGGUGCUAAAACAGCUUGAGCGAAGACUACUGGAGACAGAGUACAUCAACUGGAUCACGGACGAGCGUAGUCGGUGUCGUCUUUGGGAACGCAGGAUGAAGGCUGCCAGAGCACCUGCUGCUGAUGAAGGCAGGCGAAGAAAGGAUGCAGAGGGGAUUGCCAGUGGCAGUAGCGGAACGUCGGACGCUGAUGGAUCUGAGGAUGGGGAAGCUCCGAUGCUGAAGGGAAAGCUUACGCAACAACAGGAGAUGGAGCAGAACUUGAGUAGGGAGCAGGUCAAGGAGCGCAUCGCGCAGUUGUAUGGCGAUCCUUAUGUGUCCUUGAACAGUGAUGGCAAGAAGGAGGACAGCAGACCAGCGGAUGGAGAUAAGGAUGAGGAUAAGGAAAGGAAACAGGAGUUCAAAACCAAAGUGACGAAAGAGUUUUGCGAGGCACUGGAGCACCAAGUGGCGCUGUUCAUGUUGGACAUCAAGAAGUAAUUCCGUAUUUCAAUAAAUAACUGGUAUGUGCGCUACAUGCGAAGG
Gamsiella multidivaricata is the source of this 5142-nucleotide messenger RNA. RefSeq lists its product as uncharacterized. The transcript is spliced from 9 exons. The coding region runs from base 280 to 5097 and encodes 1605 amino acids. Gene Ontology annotation, molecular function: protein binding; sterol transfer activity; sterol binding. NCBI's taxonomy places the organism in Eukaryota, Fungi, Mortierellomycota, Mortierellomycetes, Mortierellales, Mortierellaceae. Gene Ontology annotation, cellular component: endoplasmic reticulum membrane; cortical endoplasmic reticulum; mitochondrion. The record is from RefSeq and is a predicted model, not a curated record. Gene Ontology annotation, biological process: intracellular sterol transport.